Iphiclides podalirius (scarce swallowtail) is the source of this 201-nucleotide messenger RNA. The record is from the annotation of a GenBank genome assembly. NCBI's taxonomy places the organism in Eukaryota, Metazoa, Arthropoda, Insecta, Lepidoptera, Papilionidae.
AUGUUCCGCCGUAAGCGGAAAUACGCAAGAUGGCCGCGAAGCGACGAGUUAUUCGAGCCUGGGCGAGCCGAGCCCUCGCUUCAGGUGGUGCCGGGGAAUUCGGAGAGCGAGAGGGACAAGUUCAAAUGCCUCCACCUCCUCGUGGAGACUGCGGUAGCGGUGCGACAGAGGGAGAGGGAGAGGGAACGGGAGGCUGCACAG